This is a messenger RNA of Cherax quadricarinatus, 2073 nucleotides long. Its product is annotated as 3-hydroxyisobutyrate dehydrogenase, mitochondrial. Lineage: Eukaryota; Metazoa; Arthropoda; Malacostraca; Decapoda; Parastacidae. The record is from RefSeq and is a predicted model, not a curated record. Gene Ontology annotation, cellular component: mitochondrion. Gene Ontology annotation, biological process: L-valine catabolic process. Gene Ontology annotation, molecular function: NADP binding; NAD binding; 3-hydroxyisobutyrate dehydrogenase activity.
CAGUCUGAUGAUGAUGGAAUAAUGAUGAAUGAUGAUGAUCAGUGGCAGCAAGACAGGAGGAGAGGUGGGACAUGGCGUCUCCUACCACCUGGAUUCCCCUAUUUUCCAAGGGCUUUCGCCGAGCUGCGAGACUUCAUUUGAGGCGUAACUUCUCAGGUAGUGAGAGACAAUGCAGCUCUCAAGCCAAAGUAGGUUUCAUUGGACUAGGGAAUAUGGGUGGACCAAUGGCAACCAACUUAUUAAAGAAGGGUCAUAGUGUUGUGGCGUACGAUGUUAGUCCUGAGGCUAUGGAACGUUUAGAGGAUGAAGGUGCAAGUAUUGCAAUGAGUCCAGCUGAAGUUGCAAGUAAAGUGGAUAGUAUCAUCACCAUGCUGCCUAACUCGCAGCAUGUAAGAUCGUGCUAUACCGGAGAAAAAGGUGUUUUUGAAUCAGUACAGCCUGGAACACUCAUUGUGGACAGCAGCACCAUUGAUCCCAGUGUGUCCAAGGAGAUGGCCGGCUCUGCUUUGAAGAAAGGUGCUGUCUUUAUGGAUGCCCCUGUGUCAGGAGGUAUAAAUGCAGCCAAGGCUGGGACUCUUACAUUCAUGGUUGGAGGAGAUGAAAAGGAAUUUAUGGCUGCAAAAGAACUAUUAUCUGCCAUGGGCAAAAAUAUUAUUUAUUGUGGUGGAGUGGGAAAUGGGCAAGCUGUCAAGAUCUGCAACAACAUGCUGUUAGCUAUCUCUAUGAUCGGAACUGCUGAAACCAUGAACCUUGGGAUGAGGUUAGGUCUAGAGGCAAAACUGAUGGCCAGCAUUAUUAAUGCAGCUACUGGAAGGUGCUGGUCAAGUGAGCUUUACAAUCCCGUCCCUGGGGUACUUGAAAAUGUACCUUCCUCAAACAAUUAUGAGGGUGGCUUUGGAACAGCACUGAUGGCAAAGGAUCUGGGUCUAGCUCAGGAUGCAGCAACUAAGAGUCUCACCCCAACUCCUUUGGGCUCUCUUGCUCAUCAGAUUUACCGAGUGAUGUGCAACUCUGGUUUAGCUGAGAAGGACUUUUCAUCAAUUUUCCAGUUUCUUCAGGAACAGAACUCUAAAUGAGUGAAUUGUUUUAGUAGGGGAUGGUAAGUAUUGUAUCUGAGGGCUGAUUCACUGUACAGAAUAAUAGCAUAUAUCACUGUUCAUUACAUUCUAAAGAUUACUUAAUAUUUGAACUGUUCCUAGUGAUUGUGGCCAAGCACAAAAAACUAAGUAUUAAAUUUUUGUCUACAGUUCCCCAUUUUAUGUAUGUCACUUUUCUGGUUUUCUUGAGCCUCUCAUUAUGAAACCCAUUUAAAGUAUAUAUUAUCUUAGUUUCUCAUAUGACAGUGCUAGUCCUAUUGUUUCCUAUUGCUCUACAGUACAUAUUUAAGUAUUUACCUGUAUUAACUAGUGUUUUAUUUAUUAAUUAAAAAGUCAGUAUAUUUUCCACAUAAAAUUUUAUAAUUUUUAGUACAUGUAACCAAUUUGUAGAGACAAGUAUUCCUGUUGGCCCAUUUUUUCUUCCAUGUAAAGGGUCUUCUAAUUUUUCUUUAACAAUAACUUUCAUGUGCAUUUCAUCAUUCUUGUACUUUGUGGAUGGUUGUCUUGUAUAUUUAAGAAAGGGAUAAUUAUUUUAAAGAAAUUCAACUACCACCUACUUUUGUAUUCUUAAGUGAGGCUGUCCAUGCCACAGGUACAUCAAUGACAAAAGUAAAAACGUUAGAGAAAAAACACAAAUUUUGUGAUUUUAAAAUUGGUAUAAGGUAACUUUUGAGCUAGUGAUCCCCUCGAGGGAGGUGCCCUGAUGCCGGUGAAGGUCUCUUGAUCCAAGGAGCUGGACAUGUCUUCCCCUUCCCGGAUUGAACCCGAAUACUUCCAUUCCUUAGUUGCUAUGUGACCCCUCUUUGAGCUUAAGAGUUUUUUCCUGAUUGAAACAAAAUGAACUAUUGGUAGAGUAUGGCUUCAGUCAGCUAGUGGUGGAAAAAAUACAUUCAUCAAAAUAAUGAAUUUUGGCAGCUUUUAUUUGUUAAUAAUUAAAUGUGAAUAGUAAUACCAGUGAAAUAUAUUGUAAUGUGAG